CCCACCCUAAGUCCCUAACAGCCGGGAAGGCGCUCGCUUAGCUUGCUUGUCCUCGCAAGCUCGUUCCUACCCCCGUCGUCGCCUUCCUUCCUUCCGUCCCUGGCUAACCUGCCCGUCCUCCGUGAGCGUCCCUCUCCACAGCUCCCGUGUCUUGGCGGCCGGUUAGGGUCGCUAAUCUCCCGGCCUAUAAGUACGGGCUCCGGCUCUGCCCGUUUCCAUCACUCAUCUGCCACCUGCUGAUAGCAAUCUCUGCUGGUAGCAUCGUCCAGUACCGAGUUAUAGACCAGUCGGCCAUGGCGAGGAUCCACCUCUACGUCGCCGCGGCCUGCGCCGUCGUGCUCGCUCUCGCCGCCCCGACCCUCGCCGGCGACCCCGACAUGCUCCAGGACGUCUGCGUCGCGGACUACGCAUCCCCGAUCAAGAUCAAUGGGUUCCCCUGCAAGGCGAACAUUUCGGCGGACGACUUCUUCUUCCCGGGUCUCAGGAACCCCGGCAACACCAACAACCCGGCGGGCUCCGUGGUGACGGCGGCCAACGUGGAGAAGUUCCCCGGCGUGAACACCUUGGGCGUCUCUAUCGCGCGCAUCGACUACGCCCCGGGCGGCCAGAACCCGCCGCACACGCACCCGCGCGCCACCGAGAUCAUCUUCGUGCUCGAGGGCACGCUCGAGGUCGGCUUCAUCACCACUGCCAACAAGCUCUUCACCAAGAUCGUCAACAAGGGGGACGUCUUCGUCUUCCCCAGGGGGCUCGUCCACUUCCAGCAGAACAGGGGACACGGCCCUGCUGCCGUCGUUGCUGCCUUCAACAGCCAGCUCCAGGGCACGCAGGCCAUCGCCAUGACGCUCUUCGGUGCCACGCCGCCGGUGUCCUCCGACAUCCUGGCCAAGGCCUUCCGGAUUGACAACGGGGAGGUCGACGCCAUCAAGGCCAAGUUCGCGCCCAAGUAGAAGCCUUCGCCUGUCUGUAUUCGUUGAUUUCUGAAUAAAUCACGCAUGCUGUUUGCAGGAUAUCUAUAGUGAGCACUAGUGAUUGCAACGUGCAGUUAAAUUUGUUCAUCUUUGGUUUGAGGGAUUGCUGACCAUGCUUGUUGUUGUUAUUCUAAUUUGUGUGGCACAAAUAAGAUCAUCAGUUUUAUGGUUUCUUUUAUAGUAAAUUGUUUUUCAGCCAAA
This is a messenger RNA of Panicum hallii, 1172 nucleotides long. RefSeq names its product germin-like protein 1-1. Gene Ontology annotation, cellular component: cell wall; plasmodesma. NCBI's taxonomy places the organism in Eukaryota, Viridiplantae, Streptophyta, Magnoliopsida, Poales, Poaceae. The record is from RefSeq and is a predicted model, not a curated record. The transcript has 2 exons. Gene Ontology annotation, biological process: regulation of root development; plasmodesmata-mediated intercellular transport. The coding region runs from base 294 to 950 and encodes 218 amino acids. Gene Ontology annotation, molecular function: manganese ion binding.